AUGGUGAGCAUUGAUGUGCUGACAUCCAGGUUUUUUGCAUAUGACCAAAUGUACAAUCAUGAUCUGCGGGAGCAGAGCUUUGCAGACUGGCCAUUUAGAGAAGAUUGCAACUGCACACCUGAAAAGAUGGCUAAGGCUGGUUUUGUCCACUGUCCCAGUGAGAAUGAACCAGACGUUGCGUGCUGUUUCUUCUGUCUUAUCGAGCUAGAGGGCUGGGAGCCAGAUGAUGAUCCCUGGUCUGAGCAUGCAAAACGCUCCCCUAACUGUGGAUUCCUAUCCAUGAAGAAAGACUUUACUGAGCUCACUGUGCGUGAAUAUACUCAACUAGAAAAAGACAGGCUGAAGAUCUAUUUGAGGAAAAGUUGUCAUAAGAAGUUGGCAUCAAUGCGUGAUGCUGUUGAUCAACUACUUGAGAGCCUAAAAUCUCAGCUGGAAUCAAUAGAAUAA
Cyprinodon variegatus (sheepshead minnow) is the source of this 447-nucleotide messenger RNA. It is a transcript of the gene birc5b, whose product is annotated as baculoviral IAP repeat-containing protein 5.1-A-like. The coding region runs from base 1 to 447 and encodes 148 amino acids. NCBI's taxonomy places the organism in Eukaryota, Metazoa, Chordata, Actinopteri, Cyprinodontiformes, Cyprinodontidae. The transcript is spliced from 4 exons. The record is from RefSeq and is a predicted model, not a curated record.